Molecule: messenger RNA, 2867 nt
Organism: Cryptomeria japonica (Japanese cedar)
Lineage: Eukaryota; Viridiplantae; Streptophyta; Pinopsida; Cupressales; Cupressaceae
Exons: 5
Coding region: 855-2615 (586 amino acids)
Source: RefSeq, a predicted model, not a curated record
UCCUAAUGAAAUUACUGAGCAAAGAUCUAAAAUGAAGGAGGAGAAGGAGAAAGAGUUUUAAUAGUUUAGAUUUGUUCAUGCUUUGCAUGCUCUUUUGCUAGCUAUAUGUGAAUUCCAUAAACUAUUCGACCUUAUGGACGUCGUUAAAAACAUUCAUUCAUCCUUGCCUGCAUUCAUUUUUCCUUGAAAAUAAUACUGACCCAAAUUUCGCAUCCAUAAGGCACCACCGGAAUGUACGCACUCACUGUGAAAGCAAUAACAUCGAGGCCUCUUUAACAGUUGCACUGUCAAUCUCGAGCUGCAAAGAAGGGCUUGUAUCAUUUCCCGAAAACAAUGUCGUCAGCAGCAAACGGCAAUGCAAGCCCGAGACCGGAGAAGAUGUCGUUAGAGGGAGCUGAUGAGGAGGACGAUUAUUCUGUCAGAUGGGAGUUCCUCAAGACACUUCCACACAGUUUUUGGAGAGCACUUUAGGAGGCCGCACCAUAUCUAUUGUUGGCCAUACAGCCCAAGGAGUGGCGUGAACAUUGGGGAAGGUGGCGAUUAGGGUUUGAGGAGGUUUUUGUGGCUGUUUGAAGGCAUUUUGGGUCUGCUUUGUCAUUUCAAUUCUCUUCGUGGUUAUUGGAGGUGUUCUUGGAGAGUGGCAUCCAUUUCUAUAUAGCCAUUUUAUUGAUUAUAAGUGCCAGAACAAACUUCUUCAUUGCUGCAUUUUAUAUACUUAUAAGGGAUGUUGCCUUUGUCAUUGCAAGUCCUGACUUACUGCUGGCUUCUGGGGAGGUUUUAAUAUUUUGUCUCUAUGAACCUUUUUAAACUUAGCAUAAUCUAUUUUUCUGAAGUUCCCAACGGUGAGCACAGAAAUGCUGGGCGGAGACACAUUGAAGUGGAAGGAGUCUAAAAAAUGGCUGAGGAUGUUGAAUUUGCAGCAUGUAACUGAUUGGUUUGAAGCUCGAAAAUGUGUAAUGAGAUUAGGAGAUCAUUUCGCUGCAUGCAUUGAAUAUGUAUUACGAUUUUCCCCUAUUGUGCAAGUUGAACAGCUUGUUAUUUCUCAACAAGUAAGGCAACAAGUACCCUCUGCUGGUGUGCAGUCAUUUUGUCAAAAUGAUGGGACAAUGUUUGAAAGCAACACUCUGGAACCUGCUUCUCAGCAAUCAGAAAGACCUGAAUUUUCAACAAAUAGGCCAGAUUUAUCAGACCUCAAUAUCUUGCAAAUGAGCAUAGGUGAUUUUAACGACCCAUUGAUGGCGAAAAUAGAUGUUAAUGUUGCUCCGUCUGCUGGAGUGCAUAAACAGAAAAAAAGAUUAUUCAGAAAGAUGAGCAGAAUGAAAGCUUGCAAAACUGAAAUUCGUACAAUUGGUGAAUUUGACUUUUUGUUUCGGCGCCCUCAUUUUGAUCAAAAUGCAUCCAAACAGUAUACAAAUGGCUUUGGAAGUAUCAAGAAAGAUACUUUGGAAUUAGAAUUGCCACACAAGGUUGUGUUUGAGGAAGAAGUGCACCACUGGGAAGCUUCUGUUAAAUUUUUGUUGUAUGCAGGUCCUUGGGAAGCAUUUGGUUUUGAAUCACCAGGCAAUGCCACAUGGAGACUGAAAAGGCUUGAUGGUGCUCUUGAGGAAGGUUUCUUGUAUGAGCCUCAAAAUCAACGCACUCCUGCAAAUCCCUCAAAUCUAUCAAAGUUUUCUUGGGAAAAUAAUGAGUUUUUAGGCUGUUUUCUUGGCCCACAUGUAGGAGAGACUCUGUAUGAUAGAAAAUGUCGACUGCAAAAUCAGCUUGCUCUCUCACAAAACCCAUCAGCUGCUUCAUUUCUUCGCCAGACUUAUGGUAUUUCAGAAUUACCAGAGCAGGUUGCCCAUACUGGCCAUUUUUCUGAUAAACACACUACUGAAGAAACAAAAAAAAUAAUGUUGACAGAAAAUAUGUCUGCUCUGAAGAUUGCCCCUGGUGCACUGUUGAAAGGUUUUCUGUUUUAUGAGCAUGAACUAUGGCAACUUUUGAGAGGAUCAAGAAGAAGAAAUAGACCAUUCGAUAUCUGUGGCCUUUGUUCUAGAUUGACUACGAACUCUUCAAGAGAGGAGCAGGUCAUGGAUCCUCAUAUCAUCAUUGAAAAUUGUUCUAAUGGGGACGCAUUUGCUUCGCACGAAACCAACUACCAUUGCCAAUGCUCCUGUUAUAAAUCAGAGUCAAAACUUAAUCCAAAGCAUUUUAUGGGAUGGUGGACUCAUAUUGAUAAAUUUGCCGAGUUUGCAGAUCAUGGUGCUUCCGAAAAAAGCAGGUGGUACAUAAUUCCAAAGCAAGAAUGGCUUUCACCGGUUAUCAUAAAUGGGUCUGAUUUGGAAGGUUCUGCAAAGAUACUGACAUUGCAAGAAUUUUUGGCUGUGGCUGCCGAAGUUGCUGAAGAAGCUGCUUUGUCAGAGAUUCCACGAAAGCGACGUUUUAUGGUUGCAGAAGUUUGCUGGGAAGCUGGUUUCUUAUAUUCUAUGGAAUCUCAAGCUCAAUCUCAAGGCCUCUGGAUUGAAGCUAGCAGAGGAUUUGUAGUUGAAGAAUCCUGGCCAGAUACCAGAGUGUACAGGCCUCAUGGUUAUGUUCCAGAUUUCUCCCAUGGUUUGCAGCAGGACUUUAAAUAAAAUUGGUCCGAACCUCUGGUGAACAUCUUCAGGAGUGUGCAGUUGAACACUUACCAAAAUUUCACCAAGCCAAAAGUGGAGGUAAUGGAGAAUUUAAAGCAGGCACCUGUAGAUAUUGUUCACUUCAAUAUAUUGUUUUACAUGUCCAGCAUAGAUAUUAAUUAUACAUUUUUGUAUCUUUGGAUAUAUUUCUCCUUCUGAUUGGAUCCUUUAUUGUAAUAUCUUUUAACACCGUAGUUGAAAGGACCACUA